This is a messenger RNA of Coffea arabica (coffee), 741 nucleotides long. RefSeq lists its product as uncharacterized. Gene Ontology annotation, cellular component: membrane. NCBI's taxonomy places the organism in Eukaryota, Viridiplantae, Streptophyta, Magnoliopsida, Gentianales, Rubiaceae. The record is from RefSeq and is a predicted model, not a curated record.
AUGGACAGGAUGCUAAGUGCUAUUGAUCAUGAAGGAAAUAGCAUUAUACAUCUCGCAGCACACCAGGAAUCCCCUCCCAGCACUCCCCCUGGAGUUUUGGAAAUGAUGUGGGAAGUCCUCUGGUUUAAGCGGGUUCAAUAUGACUCUUAUCCAUAUCUCUGGCAUCUGCAAAAUUCUGAUGGGAAGACAGCAAAGCAAGUGUUUGAGACGAACCAUGCAAGUCUACGUGAAAAGGCUGAGGAAACUGUGAGAGCAUUGGCCAACACUGUGUUGAUUGUGUCUGUCCUCAUUGCUACCAUAAACUUUGCUGCAAUUUUUACUGUACCUGGAGGUUUCGAUCAAACGACUGGAGAGGCCAUUUUUCUCAAGAACCGGCGCUGGGAAUUCAGCUUGUUGAUGUUCUACUUAGCAGGAGGGCUGUUCUCCUCUCUGUUCACCAUGGGGACCCUGCUUGUGAUUAUCUUUUUGCGAUUUGAAACCGAGGAUUUUUAUGUUUCCCUGCCCUGCUACUAUGUGAUAAACAUAAUUUCCAUCUUCUACUCCGCGGUCCUCGCAAUCGUAGCAUGUUGCCAAGCAUUAAUAGUGCAGAAGGUUGUGAUUACUGACUUCAGACCCCUUGUGGUGCUCUUCUUUAUCUAUGGUCUGAUGGCCCUUGUGCUCAUGGAAACGUCGUAUGUGAUAUUCGACUAUGCGUAUCACCUAAUUCGUUACUGCCUUUGUUAUAGAGGGCAAGAAUCUUAA